UAAAUAGGAAAAUAAUUAAACUUGAGAAGAAGGUAUGGAAUGUGUUAAAGAGUCUUGCAGUGGCUCCACUUGGAUCUCUCUCUCUUACUUACUUACUCCAUUAUCUUCCUCCUCUCAUUAAAAUCGGAACACAAAUGGAGAGCUCUACAUCUUUGGCCAUCGUUCUUCAUCAGUCUUCCAAUCAUGAUGAACUCUUCAUGCAGCAGACUCUUCAAUUCUCACAAACUCUCAAGGAUUUAAAGAACUUGCGGAAACAGUUAUACUCAGCUGCUGAGUACUUCGAAACAUCUUAUGGCAAAGAAGAACACAAAGAAACGGUGAUAGAGACGUUGAAAGAGUAUGCAGCCAAAGCAGUAGUGAACACAGUGGAUCAUCUUGGUUCUGUCUCUGAUAAAUUCAACUCUUUUCUCUCUGAUGAUUCAGCCCAUUUCUCCACUACUCAUCUUCGUUUAUCUUCUCUAGAACAAAGGAUGAAAUUAUGCAGAGAGUACAUGGGGAAGAGUGGGACUUCUCAGCAUUUCUUUCUCAUUCAAUCUCCUCCUCGCCAUCAUAAGCGUUACUUCUUCCCUCAACAUGGAAGAGGUGAACGUGGAAGAGGCACAAGUUUCUCUGCAGGAGAUGACUCGCAUAGGUUCAAGAAUGCUGUUCGAUCAACAAUACUAGAAAACCACCCAAUUACUACUGCAAGAAAAGCUUAUAAGACAGGAAGCUUCUCCUUCUUACACAACAACAACAUCAGCAACAACAGAACACCAAACAGUGAAAGAGGAAACUCUCCAAAGAGAUUUCCUCUCUUACGUUCAGGAUCUCAACUGAAACACUCAAGCUCUCCAGGCCAGCCAAGAAUACUGGCGUUGUUACCGGAACCAGAAAGAGCAAUAUCUUUGUCGACAAGUAGAGAGAUAGUGGAGAUAAAGCAAAAAUCUUCAUUGAGAAAGGGUAAGAAGAGUCUGAUGCUCAAGGCACUGAUGAGUAUGAGCAGCAAGUCCAGAAACUAAAUCCAUCGCUUUGUAUUUUACAUUUUAUAAUGUUCAUUCUUAAGAUUGUACAAAAACAUGUGAAUUAAGGAGAGAGUAAUAAUUGGUUAUCCUUAGUCUUCUUUA
Molecule: messenger RNA, 1103 nt
Organism: Brassica oleracea var. oleracea
Lineage: Eukaryota; Viridiplantae; Streptophyta; Magnoliopsida; Brassicales; Brassicaceae
Product: protein ABIL4
Exons: 9
Coding region: 135-998 (287 amino acids)
Source: RefSeq, a predicted model, not a curated record